Molecule: messenger RNA, 3192 nt
Organism: Caenorhabditis auriculariae
Lineage: Eukaryota; Metazoa; Nematoda; Chromadorea; Rhabditida; Rhabditidae
Source: the annotation of a GenBank genome assembly
AUGGUUUCGCCGAGGCUGGAUUCCAUCGGCAGCAAGGAGCAGCGGGGUAGGCGGCGGAAUAGUAAGUGUAGGGUCAUAGGUUCGGCUCCCUCCCUGCGUGAUCUUUUUUUUUGCAUUUUCAGAAAUUUUCGCGUAAGUACUCCUUUUUUGAGUUCCGGAAAGCCGAACCAUGAAAAUACUUCGUUUUGAUCAUUUUCAAGCACCUGGAAAUCUUUUUGGCAAAAAUUUUUUUCAACUCAUUUUUCACAUUUUUCCAUGUGUAUGAGCAAAGGGUGGAGAGUGAAAAUUUUCUGAAAAUUUUUUUUUCUUUUUUGAACAACUUUUUAUCGCUGUGUAGUUCAAACCUUAUCAAUUUUUUUCUAUGUCAUUCUUUUUUUCCGCGCUUUUUUUCAAUUUUCAAUAUCUGAUUUUAUCCCUCACAGAAUUACUUCAAAAAAAGGUUUUAUUCAAAAAUUUCAGGCAGAAAAAAAUAUCAAAAAAAUUUCCAUGACAAGACAAAGUCAUGGGAAAAAUCUAACACCAAUGGUAUUCUUUGACGUAGUGAAUGAAACAAUAUUCAAAAAGACAAUAAGGGCAUCGGAUGAAAGCCAUGGAGACGCCUUUUUCGUUCAAGAGAAGCCAGUCACACGUGUCACUGCAUUUCGAAUAGAUGAUCUCAUCUUCAUUUUUAACCUUUUUUUAUUCCAAUUUAUUUAACCGGAUUUCGAUUUUUCCUUUUUUUAUUUUAUCGUUUUUUUGUUGAAUGUGACGUUUGAUCCCACAUGGUAUAAAAAAAUUGAACUUAAAAAAAUUUCUAUAUAUUAAUUUCAAAAAAAUUUAGGAAUGCUUAUCAAUCCGGCAACGAUCAUCCAAGAAUUGUCAAUUUUCUUCGGAGUUGCACCUCCUGGAUAUUCUCUUUCAAGGGAAGAAAUGAAAAUGAUAGGAAUGAUGAAGACACUGCUGAUGGAAGGCAAAGAGGGACCUCUCGCUAUGGAUGAAAAGGAAGAGCCGGUCUACAACCCCGUGGACGCAGUAAACGACGACUCCGAAUGGACAGACAGUGAUCAGCCAAUUGAAACCGUAACUAAUGCGUUUGGAGAAUACCCUUUUUCAACACAGACAGCUACAUCAGAACAGGUAGGUGAUAAAGAUAUAUACGUAUUUUAUGUUCUCUUUGCUCUCUUUUUAUUGAAAAUUUUUUUGACCGAAAGUAGAAAAAAAUAUUUUCAGGUAUCGGCAGCCGUAGCCCAUUUGAGAGGAUCAGUCAAAGGCACAAGGUCAUUGUCCAGUAUGUCCCACAGUUUCAGGUUCAUAAAGUCGGAAUACGAUAUGCGUCUACUUCGAAAAUACGAAUUGAACAGUAUGACCUUAAAUUUCGCUCAAAAAAAAAAACAACUUACUUUGUAGUGACUGCGAAAAAACGAUCCGUUGGACUGGAAAAAUUGAAAGAGGUUUUGGGAGAAAUAGUAAAGCAAAAGUUCAUAGAAGGUAAUUAGAGUCUUUGGAAAAAUAAAACUAUUAGUGGGUCCAUUUAAAGGGAUCAGCUUGCAUGAUCUAGACAUCAAACGUCUUGCCUUGAUCGUGAACAAGCAGAACGGAUUCGUGGAGAACUUCACAGCUUCUCCAUCUUUCAUCACUCGUUUCAAAGCUUCGAUUGGAAUGUCAAGCCGGCGAAUUACAACGUUUGUCUCUACAAAAACAAUCAAGGACAUGGCAAAAAUCACUGAAGCUGCCAAGAACUUUGUAAAACAAGUUCGACAAGAAGUAAGCCUUUUUUACUGUUUCAAUCUCAUAAAAAUUUCACCAUCCAGAUGCUGACUUCACCGCACAAAACAUUUGUGAAUGCGGAUCAGUCGGGGUUUAACAAAGAAAUGACAUGUCCGAGAUCAUUGGCGCUCAAAGGGGACAAGACGGUUGUUCGUUUGGUUCAAUCUGUGGCGGAAACCACUCACUCGUACACUGUGCUACCUCUGCACUAUGCCGAUGGGAGAUUGGGGAGAAAACUUUUUGUGCAGAUGGCAGAGCCUAAUGGUUCUUUUCCUGCCAAAGGGAUUUUUCAAACCAAAAACCUUCAUGUCGUCGCAGCUCGUUCUCACAUGAUGAGCAAGUCGACGAUGUUCGAGUGGCUGCAAGAGUGCGUGCUUCCAGAAAGCGCUCCUGAAUUGAUGAUGCUCCUUGACUCAUGGUCUGGCUUUCGCGACAAAGCUUCGAUUGAAGCCAUGGCUAGUACCGGCAAGACGAUAGAAGUUAUGACAAUACCUGCUGGAUCUACAUCAAUGUGCCAACCUUUGGAUCUCUUUUUUUUCCGGCAGUUCAAGGUGUUGUCAAGAAAUUCCAUCAUUUCGUCUUGGUGAACGAUGUCGAUUUCUCGUUGCAAGGGAGGGACAACAUCCUCAAAGUCGUUUCUCUCGUGUACCGUAUUUUUUCCCACCCAAAUUACCAGGGAUUCUUGAAACACGCGUGGGUGAUUGGAGGAUUCAUUGACAGACAGAUCACAAAGUUUGUCACGCCUGCGGAGGAAAUAUUCGUCAAAGAUGCGGACAGCUCAUGUGUCGUACCAGGAUGCUCGGAGCCCAUGGCUUUCAUCCGAUGCCCUUAUUUUCUUUUUUUGAAUAUUAUUUCAUUCACUACGUCAAAGAAUACCAUUGGUGUUAGCUUUUCCCAUGACUUUGUCUUUUUCAUGGAAAUUUUUUUGAUAUUUUUUUCUGCCUGAAAUUUUUGAAUAAAACCUUUUUUUGAAGUAAUUCUGUGAGGGAUAAAAAUCAGAUAUUGAUUGAAAAAAAGCGCGGAAAAAAAGAAUGACAUAGAAAAAAAUUGAUAAGGUUUGAACUACACAGCGAUAAAAAGUUGUUCAAAAAAAGAAAAAUUUUCAGAAAAUUUUUCACUCUCCACCCUUUGCUCAUACACAUGGAAAAAAAUGUGAAAAAAAUGAGUUGAAAAAAAUUUUUGCCAAAAAGAUUUCCAGGUGCUUGAAAAAUGAUCAAAACGAAGUAUUUUUCAUGGUUCGGCUUUCCGGAACUCAAAAAAAGGAGUACUUACGCGAAAAAUUUCUGAAAAUGCAAAAAGAUCACGCAGGGAGGGAGCCGAACCUAUGACCCUACACUUACUAUUCCGCCGCCUACCCCGCUGCUCCUUGCUGCCGAUGGAAUCCAGCCUCGGCGAAACCAUACACACCCUCGCGCGCGCAAGGGCCUCAACAUUGCGCAGCUUUGA